CUGCCCUUCCCCAAAGAAGCUCAACUUUAUGUGUCCACAGUGUGACUAGCGCGCCAUCAACGAUAUGCCUAUUGAUACGACACUUUCAGAACUAGCGUCCGGAUACAGGCUUCGGAAGAAACAUGAGAAGUCUCGCAAUGGUUGCCUCGGGUGCAAGCAGCAACGCAAAAAGUGCGACGAGUUGAGGCCCAGCUGCUCUCGAUGUACCAGACGCUUGUAUACAUGUCGAUAUCCGCAGCGCCCGAGUACAAGCGAGUCGGAGACGGACUAUCCCAGGAUUGAAGUCUCAGAGUCUGAGUUACCAUCCACGCAUUCAAAUGAUCGUCUAUCAGACCCCAUCCCUCGUUCUCGAACGAAUACCGAAAAGGAUAGAUCGGAUUCAAAUGCGCUCUCUCCGAGCCCUCUCAACGCGACCGAACUCAGUCUCUUAUCCCACUAUCUCACACACACCAGCCAAACCAUCCCAUUUGACCCUCUCGAUCUCCACGCCCUCGCAGUCGGGGUACCCAAUCUCGCCUUCCAAUGCAAGGCAGUCAUGUCCUCCCUGCUAAGCUUGGCUGCAGCAUGCAAAUGCCACGACAUUGCCCAUGAACAAAACCAAAAGCCACUCGACACCCAGAAGAUAACGGAGAUCCAAGAGCUCCUUGCACUAGCCGAACGCCAUCAUAGGGCUUCCCUCCACCACAUCCAAGCGACCAUGCAAAGCUCCGAAUCCUAUGAUAACGUCCUCGCAAACGCGGCACUGAUGGUCUUGUACGCAUCGGCUAGCCACUCCAUCCGCGUGCAUUUGGCAGCCAUGGCCAAACAAUACGGACAGCAACUACCGAUAGAAUUAUUACCACAGCACUCGCAGUGGAUUUCCUUUACCCGCGCAGCACAUACGGCGUCUACCGCUGUGCUCAAUGAUAUUGUCGCGGGUGCCAUCAGCGCGGGGAUAAAUACGCAACCAGAGUUCCCUGCUACAAUGCCUAGUAUCUCAGGAAAUGGUAUCUUGUCGCCUGAAGACGGCCCAUCUGCGAAAACGAAGCGUCUAUUCCUCCCUCUCGUCGCAUCUACCUAUGAUCGAGCCUUAGGGAGUCUCCGCAGGAGAGCAGAACGCACAGCCGAUCUGCUGCUGCGGCAUUCUUCUGCAUCAUGUAGCAGCACUGACCGACGACGGAUUCACGCAUCCCUGGAAACCAUAUCUGUCCUGGAGAAUUGCACAUGUGCAGCGCUAUCAGCACGAGGAAGUCGCGAAGGGAAGGCCCCUUGGGUUUCUCAGUGCACGUCCAUCCUUGGAUCCUCUGCUGCUGUCUCACCAUGGGUGGCACAAUAUAUGAUCAGUGUGACUUCGAUGGAGUCGCCGCAGAUCCUCCGACGGAUCAUUAUGUCUUUUUUGAACCAAGCACCGACCGAGUUUCUCGAACUCGUUCAGUCGGUACUGGAUUCCCCUGCCACGGAUACCCGGGUCGAGAAGGUGAGAGCACGGAAUUCUUCUGCAUUAUCACUCAGUCCGAUCCAUGUCCUGGUUAUGGACAUAUUCGCUCAUUGGCUGGUCCUGGUCAUGUUGUUGGAUGGGGUCUGGUGGAUCCGUAACAUCGGACAGUGGGAACUCAGCCAGGUGAUCUUAUUGAUGAAGACACACAAUGUCUUAGGUCAGUUGACUGAUAUUGGAGGAAUGUGGUGGCCCGAGAGUAUGUAUUUGGCCAAGCGGCAACUGACGCCCGAUUUCAUGCCGUGAUACUCCGCAUGUUUAGCAUUGUGAAACUGUAUAGUUCUGUAAUAACAU
Messenger RNA from Aspergillus sclerotioniger CBS 115572, 1768 nucleotides. Its product is annotated as Zn(II)2Cys6 transcription factor. The transcript has 2 exons. The record is from RefSeq and is a predicted model, not a curated record. Bases 65 to 1720 code for a protein of 551 amino acids. NCBI's taxonomy places the organism in Eukaryota, Fungi, Ascomycota, Eurotiomycetes, Eurotiales, Aspergillaceae. Gene Ontology annotation, biological process: regulation of transcription by RNA polymerase II. Gene Ontology annotation, molecular function: DNA-binding transcription factor activity, RNA polymerase II-specific; zinc ion binding.